AACCAACAAUACAACAGUGUAUUCUCCUUUUCUCUCUCACUCACUCUAUAACUCUCCCACUCACUCCUUCUCAUCACACCAUUUCAGUACCACCAUCGCCGUCGUCAAUGGCGAGCACCACCGAGCCGGAGCUCCACCGUGACGGCGAUGAAAACGCCCCGGCGGAGGAUGAGGACACCGGAGCUCAAGUUGCUCCGAUUGUGAAGCUCGAAGAGGUGGCCGUCACCACUGGCGAGGAGGACGAAGAUCCCAUCCUCGAUCUGAAAGCGAAGCUGUAUCGGUUCGACAAGGAAGGGAAUCAGUGGAAGGAACGUGGCGGUGGGAAUGUGAAACUGUUGAAACACAAGGUUACCGGAAAGGUCAGGCUCCUCAUGCGCCAAUCCAGGACACUUAAGAUCUGCGCAAAUCAUCUCGUUCAUGGCAGUUUGACAGUACAGGAGCAUUCUGGGAAUGAGAAAUCUUGUGUGUGGCAUGCUUCUGAUUUUGCAGAUGGAGAAUUGAAGGAUGAGCUGUUCUGUAUUAGGUUUCCCUCUGUUGAGAACUGUAAGACCUUCAUGACAACUAUGCAAGAGGUGGCUGAAUCACAAGGAGAGGAGGAAGAGGAAAACAAAGAUGCUUCAGAUACUGCCGCUAUCCUUGCGAAACUAACUGUUGGUGAGGAAAAAUCAGUGGAGAAAGAGCCAGAAAAGGUCACCAAAACCGAAAAGAUUACUGUUGGUGAGGAUAAGUCAGAGGAGAAAAAGCCAGAAGAGGUCACAAACACGCACGAGAAAGAUGAACAGGGUGUAGUAUAAGAAAAGCCAAGCCUGAGGAUCAGAAGAUGAAUCAGCUCCACCAGCAUAGUAUUUAAUGUGCCUGGUGAAUGAAUGAUAUGUUCUCUUAUAGGUUGCUUUUUUUUCUAUAAGAUUGGUAAACUUGACUGAACCUCAGGAUGUGGAAUUUUGGCUGGUAUGAAGAUUUGAUUCUAUCAGUUUUGAGUCCUCUUUUUGUACUGGUUUGCAAGCAUGCUUGGAUGGUUUUGUGAUUGUGGGUUUUCAUUUUUCUCAUGUUUUAUUCAAUUGAGUUUAGUAUUUCCUUUCAAAAGAAGAUUUUUCUUAUUUUUUUAGGGCAAUUAUACAGCUGGGAUUAGUGUUUAAUGUUUUGGAUAUGUCGGUUUUGUUGUGCCUUGUCAUUUUUUUUUUAAAUGAUUACUAAGGAGUCGCCGUUUUGUUUCGUUA
Vigna radiata var. radiata (mung bean) is the source of this 1217-nucleotide messenger RNA. RefSeq names its product ran-binding protein 1 homolog b. The transcript has 4 exons. Gene Ontology annotation, molecular function: GTPase activator activity. The record is from RefSeq and is a predicted model, not a curated record. Bases 108 to 794 code for a protein of 228 amino acids. Gene Ontology annotation, cellular component: nuclear pore; cytoplasm. NCBI's taxonomy places the organism in Eukaryota, Viridiplantae, Streptophyta, Magnoliopsida, Fabales, Fabaceae. Gene Ontology annotation, biological process: nucleocytoplasmic transport.